Cryphonectria parasitica EP155 is the source of this 450-nucleotide messenger RNA. RefSeq lists its product as uncharacterized. NCBI's taxonomy places the organism in Eukaryota, Fungi, Ascomycota, Sordariomycetes, Diaporthales, Cryphonectriaceae. The annotation marks the transcript as partial. The record is from RefSeq and is a predicted model, not a curated record. The transcript is spliced from 2 exons.
AUGGGCUUUGAUGAGAGCGUAUCGGCGCUCCUCUUGACGUAUGACAACUGUCUGGCCCUGCUGAAGGCCUUCAAGCGGCAGAAGAAGCAAGAUGGGUCCCGCAAGACCACCAAGACUAGCGAGCGGCAGGCCCUACUGAGGCGCUCGCUGAGGACAGACCGGAGGAAGGUCGAGAGCGCGUACUCGUCACGGGUGUCCGUGGCUGGGAGCCGUUUCGAGAAAGGCGACUCAAAAGCGAGGUCAGCGCUCGACAAGGUACUGAAGAGGCUCAACGCCGCCAUCAAGAGCCUCAUACGGCUGGCGAGCAAGGGUCCCAACCCGGCCCUGGACUACCAGUCGCUGACGUCGCUGUCCAACUCGUCGAGGUUGCAGGCGAUUAAGACGUUUGAUCAGCUCUCCCACCGUUUGGAUAGCAAGGCGUCUCAUGGCUCGGUCGUCUCGGCGAACACC